AGUAUUGCGUCGCUUAGUUGAGUUAUGCAGGAAAUCGAAGCCAAGUUAAAACCGGUGUCAGGACACCGAGUCCGGAUCUCACCUGUUCCAACUCUAACCGGUCCGUCCGACACAAUAACCUACUGUGGACAAGGACUCUGGCCCAGCGGCCACGUUAGCGUUUGACAGGCGGCUGCAGGUCAACGUUAGUACUUCAAAAAAAUAAGAUAUAGAGUGUUCUUUUUGGUUAGGUUCACCUGUGUCGCGCACAACACGAGCAAUUCCGUUUCGUCAAGUUACCUGUCUCGGGUGCCAGUCCGCGUGCGUAACGCGAUUUUGCAACUUCAACCUGUUGGAAACCUUUUAAUAUGAAAGAGAAAGAGGAAAGUAAGGUGUUUGUAGGCCCGAGACAACAACUGACUAGGCAAGCAUUUUUCAACAACUUAAAGUCCUGCUAUCUGGAAUCUAGUGACAUAGUUUUAGUUGCAGUGUAAAUGUACAUGUGGUGAGACCUGGUUUAUGCAGCGCUGCUCCUGUCGCUCUCCACACACGUGGUUGACUUUGGACCGUUUGGCAUUGAAUGAAUCUUCUCGCUUUUUGCUAAGACAGUAGAUGCCACAGUCUUGAGUUCAACCUGGAUUCAGCUCCCCACUGCUCGCGUGUGAUCAGGACUAAUGGAGACAACGGGAGUUUGUGAGAUUGAUGUGGCAACCAGAAGAAUAGUAGGAGGCAGCGAUUCUCCACCCGAACUGGACAGCCGGUGUCAGGAGGAGGUUGCAGAGUUUGAUUUAGGGCUCUGCUGCGCUGAGGAGGAGAGGGGGGAAACUCCAGGCAGAGAGGACAGUCCCAGUGAUCUGGGGGAGGCCGAGCUUGAUCCUGGAGGAGACCCCAAGACUGGAGAGGACAAGUCUUUUGGGAAGGAGGUCAUUCUCCUGAUGCAGGCUCUGAACUCCCUGUCCACUCCUGAGGAGAAACUGGCUGCUUUGUGCAAGAAAUAUGCCGACCUGCUGGAGGAGAGCCGCUGCAUGCAGAAGCGACUGAAAGCCCUCCAGAAGAAGCAGUCUCAGAUUGUAAAGGAGAAGAUCCACCUGCAGGGGGAGCACAGCAAGGCCAUCCUGGCCCGCAGCAAGCUGGAGAGCCUGUGUAGGGAGCUGCAGAGGCACAACAAAACACUCAAGGACGAGAACGCCCAGCGGUCCAGGGAGUAUGAGGAGCAGCGGAAGGAGGCCAUGCUGCACUUCCAGAUGACCUUGAGUGACAUUGAGGUGCAGAUGGAGCAGCACAGCUCCCACAACACCAAGCUGCGGCAGGAGAACAUGGAGCUGGCCGAGAAGCUGAAAAAGCUCAUCGAGCAGUACGAGCUCAGAGAGGAGCACAUAGACAAGGUGUUCAAGCACAAGGAGCUGCAGCAGCAGCUGAUGGACGCGAAGCUGCAGAGGAUUACUGAGAUGAUGAAGGAAGUGGAGGAGAAGCAGCAGAGAGAGCGGGACUUUCUGCUGAAGGAUGCCACAGAGUCCAGGCGAAAGUGUGAGCUGAUGAAGGAGCAAGAAACACAGCUCAAACAACAGCUCUCCCUGUACAUGGACAAGUUCGAAGAGUUUCAGAGCACUCUCGCUAAAAGCAACGAGGUCUUCACCACUUUCAGACAAGAGAUGGAAAAGAUGACCAAGAAGAUCAAGAAGCUGGAGAAGGAGACGACGCAGUGGAAGACCAAAUGGGAGAGCAAUAACCAGGCCCUGCUGCAGAUGGCCGAGGAGAAAACUCUGCGCGACGGCCACUUCAAGGCCCUGCAGGGGAAGCUGGAGCUGCUGGAGAGGCUGUGCCGAGCCCUGCAGAAGGAGAGGAACGACCUGAACAACCGGCUCAGCCUCCUGCAGGAGCAGGAAGACAAAGGGACUGCAGCAGCUCCUGAAGACCAGCGACAGGAGCCUUCAGAGGAGGAGGAGGGAGAAGUGGAUGGUGAGGAGGGCGAGGUGUUGGAGGAGGGCGACCGACAGGAGAUGGAGGGCGUCCACCAAGCUCCGAGACCACCUGAACUUGACUCCUCACUGGCUGAUACCGACAUAACCACUACUGCUACGACGACAAGCCAGUCUGCAGACACACCGACCGCACAGCAAGACUGAGCGCACCUUGUGUGUGUGUGAGAAGGGUGUGAUAAGAGGGCUCAAGACCCCUCAGCCUAGUUCCACAACUAGCCAGACAAACCAUCUUCAAUGGAGAUUUAGAUUUACUUUUUUGUUUUUAAAGUCUACACUUGCCUCUGCAAGGGUUUCUACACAGAAACUGAGCCCAUAUCUUUUUGUUUUGUGUGUAACUGUUUCAGAAGAAUAAAGUGACCAUAUCAAAGAAUCUACUCGAAAGCGUUUGCCCACGGUUAUGAUAGUAGGUUUCGUGGCGGGGAACUUUGUACUCCAUUUUCUACCAUAAGUGUAUUUUCAUAAGAAAUGGCCAUGCAGUUGAACUGAAGCAGUUCUAAAAAAAUCUUUCACUUAUCCUGUCACACGAUCUUGUCCCUGUGGCGUCACGUCUCUUUGGGAAUCCUGUUUUGACUCAUUCAGAAGUGGCGCCGUCACACGCUUCUUUCAUAAGUACAUUAGUGUCAACGAAGCUUCCGGAGGAGGGAGGGACGUUAUUAUGAUAUUGAACUAACGCUAACAUCAGACGGCACAAUGACCCACCAAGUUGGCUGGCUGGCUUGUUCAGCACUGGUUAGCAAGCUAGCAAGUAGGGCUAUCAGUUUUUGUUGUUGUUUUUUUCUAAUCAGAAAUGAUCUGAGGUGUAAUUAUCAGUUUGAAGUGGAAAAGCAGAGCCGGCUGUGCAGUGUCACUUGCUUGUCUAAGAAGUAAAAAAUAACCCAAAUUCUAAUUACAUUGCACUGGGAAAAAAUUGUGUAAAAACUUUAAAAAAGCCGAGAGAACUUGGGCAAACCUUCGGCUCCUUUAACAUCAAUCGUAAGUGGGUGUGAACUCUUGGAAAUAAUUAAUAAAUAACUUUUGUGGUAAUUAAUGAAGCUGUCCAACACUUAAAUGGGUAGUAAGCUUUUCUAAAGCAAUACACCUUUUGUAAAAAAAAUAUCAGCCAAAAUUUCCUCACCGUCCGCUAGCUGUCGGUUCUGUGUGCGCGGCAGAAAAAAACACCAGGUUUUUCGGCUCAGCCCAGGCUCUGUAAAUCGGAAAAAAAACCCACCAAAAAAUGAUGCGGGCUGCACCUCACAAAACUGUGUGCAGACACCUUGAGAGACGUGCUGGCGGUUGAUGCCACAAAAAACAACUGCCCCUUUAAAGCCUGCUUCACAGUGACAGCCUGUCCCUCAGUUGAGCUUCUGGAGGCAGACAAGUAGGAUUAGACUCUGUGGCUUCAGUUCAAAUAAUCUCUAAACAAAUCGCUGUCUGGGAGCUGUGACAGUUCUGCUUGGUGGUGACCUUAUGACCUGUACUGCAACCAACCACCAAGGGGGAAAAAGGAUGAUUUGGGGUCACUAUUGGGAGCUGUCAUGUAGUCCAUUUUUACACACGUUGCUUUGCAUAAUGAAAUUAUUUGUAUCAAAUCCAAUUUUUGUUACAACUUGUGGUUGGACUUUUUUUCCCCCCCAGCAACAUUAUGUAAUUUGAAUACAGUCUGGCAUGUUAGAAUUAGAUGGGGGUGCAUAAGAUUAUAAUAUAUUUCUGUUUUCCCCAACUGCGAGUAAUAUUAGGAUGACAUCGGUCGUCGCUACAGGCCUCCAUUUUUAUACCAAUAGGUCAGCAACUAUUGGAGGGCCCCCUGUGGACCACAAGUUCUUAGCAGUUCACACGCUCUGAUGUGCUUGGAGAUGGUAAAUGUUGCAUUCGAAGUAGUCACUACGGUUUGAAUAUCAAAACAUCUCUCACAUUCUGAAUGCUUGAAUUAGAAAUAAAAUUGCGCAGGUUCAUGGGCUCAAUUAGAGCUGCAACUAAUUAUACUUUUCAUACUAAACAAAUCUAUUAAUCAACAGAUUAAUCGAUUUUAGUUCAUAAAUUGGUGAAAAAUUUUGAUCGUGUUAAUUACAAGACUCCCUGUUCUUUCCCAUAUUUUUUUGUUGAGAAAUGCUUUUUAAAAUACAAAGUGAUUGUAACGGCACCGUUUAACCUGCUAUUCCAGCUCACCAGCCUGUUCUGCCAUCAGUCCCUUCAGCACGCGGCAACUCGCGAGUGGAGGAGGCUGUUUCAAAUCACCUUUUCAAAUCACCUUUUCCUUUAAAAAUGUGUAAAAAAACAGGCCGCUCGUUGCUCAACCGUGAGGUCGGAGAAGUGUGUGCUUUUUACCAUCACGCUGUGUGCAGAUGUGAGUGUCUGUAACUCCAGCAGCAUGUUUCCUCUCUGCCAUUGUCCCAGACUGACUCUCAGGUACUGUCAGAAUCUACCUCUGUAGGUGAGACUAACUGUGAAAGAAGAGGCACGAAGCACCACAGCAUUAUUUUGACUUAUAAAAAUAAAAUUUAAAAAAGCCCACUCCCUCUUUGACUGUACAAUGUUCUUAUAGUCCUUUCUUUUCAAUAAACAUUUUGUAGAAUUUG
This is a messenger RNA of Scophthalmus maximus (turbot), 4516 nucleotides long. It is a transcript of the gene txlng, whose product is annotated as taxilin gamma. Bases 654 to 2105 code for a protein of 483 amino acids. Gene Ontology annotation, biological process: regulation of cell cycle. NCBI's taxonomy places the organism in Eukaryota, Metazoa, Chordata, Actinopteri, Pleuronectiformes, Scophthalmidae. The record is from RefSeq and is a predicted model, not a curated record. The transcript is spliced from 11 exons. Gene Ontology annotation, molecular function: syntaxin binding.